Pangasianodon hypophthalmus (striped catfish) is the source of this 3729-nucleotide messenger RNA. RefSeq names its product zinc finger protein ZFP2. The transcript has 10 exons. Gene Ontology annotation, cellular component: nucleus. Bases 247 to 2685 code for a protein of 812 amino acids. Gene Ontology annotation, molecular function: protein binding; histone methyltransferase activity. The record is from RefSeq and is a predicted model, not a curated record. Lineage: Eukaryota; Metazoa; Chordata; Actinopteri; Siluriformes; Pangasiidae.
GGCGUAAUUACACAAGUCUCCAGUAGGUGGCAGUAGGUGUGCAGUCUACUCCUGCACUAUAGACUCACAGAUGAAGAAGAAGCUGCUGUUUUUCUCUUUGGACAGCUGAGCUUUCUGCACAGCUAGUCAUUUAUGCCUUACAGUUAUUUCACAGUAUUGCAAUUAGAUUAACAUUAAAACCUCGGCACUGUGUCUGUAUUUAUGAUUUUAAACUCCAUUCUGCUUUAAAGCCCACGGCUUCUUAUAAUGAAAUCAGCAGAAGCCAGACCAUCCUGUGAGACACCUGCUGUUACCUCUUCACAGAUGUGCAAGGCUGUACAGACAGAAACUUCUGUGACUUCAGCUAGAGGGUCAUCAGGCUCUGUGGGUCACUUCAGCCCUGAGGACCAACUGAAUGGAGGAUUUCAAAAGAAACCUAUAAAAGAAGAACCUGAAGAUGAAGACUACUGCUCUGGCAAAACCUCAAGUUGUAUGGGACACGUCACCCCUGUGGACCAACAGAAUGACGGAUUUCAUGAGAAGCUAAUAAAAGAAGAACCUGAAGAUGGAGAUUAUUUCUGUGGUGAGACAUCAAGCUGUGUGGUCCACCUGACCCUUAUGGACCAACAGACUGAAGGAUUCCAAGAAAAGCCCUUAAAAGAAGAAGAACCUAAUGAAGACGACUAUCUCUACUGUGAGUAUUGCAGAUCCUUCUUCAUCAACAAGUGUGAGAUACACGGUCCAGCUCUCUUCCUCCCUGAUACCCCUGUUCCAAGGGGGGUUUCAGAUCGAGCCAGACAAACCCUUCCACCUGGUCUAGAGCUUCGGCAAUCUGGUAUUCCUGAUGCAGGCCUGGGAGUGUUUAAUAAGGGGGACACUGUUCCAGUUGGUGCCCUCUUUGGGCCUUACCAGGGAGACCUGGUAGACAAAGAAGAAGCCAUGGCGAGCAGCUACUCUUGGGUGAUUUACAAGAGCAAGCAUUUUGUGAAAUACAUAGAUGCUAAGAGAGUGACCCAUGCAAAUUGGAUGAGGUAUGUGAAUUGUGCUCAUAAUAAUGAAGAGACUAAUCUGGUGGCAUUCCAGUAUCAAGGGCAGAUUUUCUACCGUUGCUGUCGACCCAUCAAACCAAGACAGGAGCUUUUGGUGUGGUAUGAAGAGAAGUACGCUAAGCAUCUUGGCGUUACCUUCAACUGCAUCUGGAACAAAAAGUGUUCCGUAAACGAAACGAGUGGUUGCCCAUUGAAAGGUUUCUCUUGCUCAUUGUGUUCACUUUUCUAUACAUCACAAAUUGACCUUCACAAACAUAUCAAGAGAUGCCACGAUGAGGAAAAUGUGAGCAUGCUGAAAUCAGAAGAAAUUAAACAUGAAACUCCAAAAACCAGCAGAAUCUCUACACAUAAGCAAACAAGCACUGGUACUCGCUCUGUUAAGACCUCUCGCAAAGUUUACUGCUGCUCACAGUGUGGGAAGAGUUUUGCUCGACAGAGUCACCUUCAAUCCCAUCAAACCAUUCACAAAAAAGAGAAACUGUAUCCAUGCUCACAGUGUGGGAAACGUUUUAAUCAAGAGAGUACUCUCCAACGGCACAGACGUAUUCACACAGGAGAAAAGCCAUAUCUCUGUUCAGAGUGUGGGAAGAGGUUUACUUACCAGAAUGCACUACAACGGCAUCAGCGUGUUCAUACUGGAGAAAAGCCCUAUACCUGCUCAGAGUGUGGAAAGAGUUUUAGCCAAACAACUUCUCUCCAAAUCCAUCAGCUCAUUCACACAGGAGAGAAGCCGUAUCCCUGCUUACAGUGUGGGAAGGUUUUUCUUUAUCAGCAUACUUUACUAAUACACCAGCGCAUCCACACAGGAGAGAGGCCGUUUCACUGUGGACAGUGUGGGAGGAGUUUUAAUCAAGAAGGUACUCUGAAACGGCACCAGCGCACUCACACAGGUGAGAGGCCAUAUCACUGCUCACAGUGUGGGAAGAGUUUUGCUCGACAGUGUCAUCUCAAACGGCAUAAGCUUAUUCACACAGAGGAGAAGCCGUAUCAGUGCUCACAGUGUGGAAAGCAUUUUAAUCAAGAGACUUCUCUCCAACGGCACCAGCACACUCACACUGGAGAAAAGCCAUAUCACUGCUCACAGUGUGGGGAGGGUUUUACUUACCAGAGUACUCUCCAACGGCACCUGCGCGCUCAUACCGGAGAGAAGCUGUAUAUCUGCUCACAGUGUGGGAAGAAUUUUACACGACAGAGUAAUCUCAAAAUACACCAGCGAAUUCACACAGGAGAGAAGCAAUAUCACUGCUUAGAAUGUGGAAGGAGUUUCACUCACCAGAAUACUCUGCAAAUCCACCAGCGCAUUCAUACCGGAGAGAAGCCAUACAUCUGCUCAGAGUGUGGGAAGAGUUUUAGACAACCAAAUUCACUCCAGAUACAUCGGAUCAUUCACACAGGAGAGAAGCCGUAUCCCUGCUUACAGUGUGGGAAGAGUUUUAUUCAUCAGUAUACUCUUCUAAUACACCAGCGCAUCCACACAGGAGAGAGGCCGUUUCACUGCGGAGAGUGUGGCAAGAGUUUUAAUCAAGAAAGUGCUCUUCAACGGCACCAGCGCACUCAUACAGGAGAGAAACCAUAUCAAUGCUCGCAGUGUGGGAAGAGUUUUACUCGACGAAGUCAUCUCCAACGUCACCAGAGCAUUCACACAGGAAAAAUGUAGUGUUGCUCCUCAAGUUUUCACCUUCACAAUACCAGAGGAGAAAACCCAUGUGACUGCUCAAAGAGAAGAGUUUUACUUACUCGAAUACAAGUUGAGACACUGAAAAAACCUGUGGAACACAAAAACUUUGUGUGUGUUGCAAUAAUUUGAAUUUAUUUUUAUUUGUAUAGUUUGUAUUUAUGUAAAUUUGUAUUUGUAUAGUUUGCAUUUGUAAUUUGUAAUAUGAACUCCUACAACUAGUUACAUCAAAUGUUUUAAUGUAUUUUAAUUAGGUGUGGUUUACUGAAUAGAAAACUAAUUUCAUUUGAUUAGACUUUUUUAUACUUUUUUCCUCUUGUAUUUAAAGGCAAAUACUAAGUUCAGAUUGACUUGUUACUGGUUUAACAGGGAACUAAUCAAGAACACACGGCUUAAUGUUUGAAUUUUUUUUAGUAAUUCUAAUUUUUUAGUGUGUACUGUUAAAAAGUUUAUUUAUUUGUGUGGAAUUAUUUAAAAAUUGCUAAAUUAUUUUAAUAAAUAUGGUCCUUGCGAUAUGGAAGCAUUGUAACAUUAUGACAUAUACUGAGUCUGUCCCCUGUCUGUCUGUUCCCUGAAACUCCCCUCAAGCCCACAUGGCCAUUUAUUGUAUGUAUUUGAGCUAGGCCCACAUAUGAAAGUGGCUUAUAUCUGAUUUGAAAAGAUACACUAUAUGGCCAAAAGUUUGUGGACACCUGACCAUCACACCCAUAUGUGCUUGUUGAAUGUCUCAUUCCAGAUUUAUUCCCCUGUGUUUGCUGUUAUAAUGAGCUCCACUCUUCUGGGAAGCUUUCCACUAGAUGUUGGAGCGUGGCUGUGGGGAUUUGUGUUCAUUCAGCUACAAGAGCAUUAGUGAGGUCAGGCGCUGAUGUUGGUGAGGAGGUCUGGGGUUCAGUCAGUGUUCCAGUUCAUCCCAAAGGUGUUCAGUGGGGUUGAGGUCAGGGCUCUGUGCAGGACACUGGAGUUCUUCCACUCCAACCUUCACACACCAUGUCUUCAUGGAGCUCGCUUUGUGCACAGAGGGACUGU